Asparagus officinalis (garden asparagus) is the source of this 2174-nucleotide messenger RNA. RefSeq lists its product as uncharacterized. The transcript has 3 exons. The record is from RefSeq and is a predicted model, not a curated record. The coding region runs from base 112 to 1968 and encodes 618 amino acids. Lineage: Eukaryota; Viridiplantae; Streptophyta; Magnoliopsida; Asparagales; Asparagaceae.
GGAACUACACCAUCAUCACUCGUCCAGGAAAACGAGGAAAACUCGAAAGCAAUGGUGAUAAAGAAUCAUCCUUUUCUGAAAAACAAAAAGUAAAAGCUCUGUCAAUUCUCAAUGGAAGGAGAAAAGGGGGCAGCAUCAAUAAUUGAAGAACAAGAUGAAUUGCUGGGGGUAAAGCUAAGGAAGGGGAUCUCAGUGGGCAAAAAAGGCGGGCCUUUUACUCCAGUUCCCAGUUGGAAAAUGGAGCCAGGACCUUCAGCUUCAACCAGCAAACCCUCAGCUAGAAAACUGGGUGCUAGUCUUUGGGAAGCUCAGGAUCUCUUGCCUUUGCCCAGUUCUGAGAUGAGGAGGAACAGAACUAGGGCUCAUGCCGCUCAUCGCCUCAGUCUCAAUCUCUCUGAUGUCUCAGAGCCCAGUUCGCCUCUUCGGCCAAAAGGUGCAGCUCGAUUAAUGAGGCGCAGUGGAGCUUCGUUUGAUCAAAAUCAUAAGUUGACUGGAAGGGCUAUUGGGGAUUUGAAUCCUGAAUCUCCCGCAAGUUAUAAUAGCUCAGUGGAGGUUUCCUCUCUGAACCAGGCUAUCACCCCUAGCAGUUCUUUGGAUCUCAAGGGAAGACUUCGAGGGUCAGGUCACAAUAUAAAAACUUCUACAGAAUUAGUGAAAGUUUUGAACAGAAUAUGGAGCUUGGAAGAACAGCUUGCAUCCAAUGUAUCUUUGGUUAAAACGCUGAAGGUGGAGCUGCAUCAUGCGCACUCACGCAUUCAGGAAUUGACGCAAGAACAACAAUCAUAUCGCCAUGAAAUGGAUGAUCUAAUGAAGCGUGUUUCAGAAGACAGGCUAUCCAGGAAACAUAAAGAACAGGAGAGGAUAAAGGAAGCAGUUCAGUCCAUGAAGACUGAGGUUGAAGAUGAAAAGAAGCUGAGACAAUGGUCAGAGGGCCUACACCGCAAAUUAGCUAAGGAGCUAUCUGAAGCAGAUUCAGCAUUUAAGAUGACUCUGAAUGAUCUACAAAGUGAAAGAAAUGCACGUUAUUUGUUAGAGGAUCUUUGUGACGAGUUUGCAAAGGGACUUCAGGAGUAUGACCGGGAAAUACAAAAUCUGAAGCAAAAGUUUGGGAAAGAUGGUAAUCAUAGCUUGGAUCACUCACUACAUCAUAUAUCUAAAGUAUGGAUGGAAGGAAGGUUGCAGAUGAAAAUCGCAGAAGCUCAGGGAGAUGAGGCUGAGAAAAAAAGUAUACUAAAAGGGUUAUCUGCUAAAAUUACAUCAUUUGUUCAAGCAAGAAGGCUAAAUGGUAGCGCACGGCGAAAGGGUGAAAAGGAAAGUAGUUUGCGGCGUCGUUCUCUUGAGUCAGUUCAUUUAAAUGCAGCUGUGGGUGCACCUCAAGAUGCAGAAGAUGAUGAUUCUGUAGUUAGUGACUUGCAUUGCUUCGAGCUCAACAUGGAUGUUAAGGACAAUGUGAGCCAGUCUAGCUUGAAACAGAAUGAUGAAGAAGGCAUGGAAAGGUUAAAAGGGAAAAACAGAGCUACCUUUAGAAAUGGAAAGUUGAAAUAUCCUGAAGAUCAUGAUAUACACAGCCUGAAACAAGAGAGGAACGAACUAUGCAAUGGAAGCAAGAUGCAUCAUAUUCAUAGCUCAAGAGGAAACUCCUCACAUAAUGCUAUUGAAAGAUGUAAAGUUAAUCCCGAGAAUGAUCACACUGGUUCCUGCAAUCAAUUCUCAGUGAGCAGUCAAAUUACCCAAACCGGCGAGGCCAAUGCUUCAGGUUCAGGUGGCCCUCAUAAUCAACAUACUCUUCUGUCACAGUGGAAUUUCCAUCAUACACCAUCUGAUCAGGAUAUUUCGAGAAGCUCAUCAAAACUUCCUCCGACAGUAAAAGAGAAUUCUUUGAAAGAGAAGUUACUCGAAGCUAGGUUAGAAGGACGGAAUGCUCGCUUGAGAGCUUUGAAAGAUUCUUCUUUUGGUGGAAUACAAUAGUGGAACAGUACGACUUCAUAGUCAAAUUGACCAAGACACUGUUUUCUUUGGAAUCCUUGGUUUGUUUACUACUGUUUAGGGCAUUUCCAAAAGUGGCUGAUGUAAUCCGGUGUUUUUGUGUAUUAUAUGUAUAUAAUCCGAGGUUUUCUAUCAAGAAUUGCAGUCACGUGAGACAUUUAUAUAUAACCAGAUUAUAUUUUCACAUA